AGCUCUUGGGUUGACCAUGUCUAGUGGGAUGAGUGACGUAGGUGCAGUGAGGGGAGGAGGCGGGGCCGGAGGAGAUACAGUUGAGUUGGUGAAUUCUCUCUUGGAGAGAAUAGAAGAGUUGGAGAGGACUGUGGAGGCCAUGAGGAAGGAAAAUCGAGUCCUUCAUUCAUCAGGUCCUCAGACAGGCGAUGUACAUAGUACACCGCCAAAAUAUGGGGGCUGUCAGGUAGUCAAGAGCCAUGGCAACUGCUUAAGGUUGAAGAGGACCAAUCCUGCGGGUGUGGGGUGCCGCAACUCCUUCCAGGCUCUCUCUGAGCUGAGGGAGGAGGAAGAAGUGAAGGAGCAGGAGGUUAAGGAGAGGAGGGCAGAUGACAAAUCCCAGCCCAGAGGUAACAUUUUGGUUGUUGGGGAUAGCCAGGUCAGGUUAUUAGAUAGGACCAUCUGUGCUAAAGAUAGGAAACGUAGGACCAGGGUGUGUUUUCCAGGGGCGGGGAUUAGGGAUAUCAGCGAUAGGGUAGAGUUGUGCAUGUCAGGCGAGGGAGUCAAACCCAUCCUCUGCCUGAGCGUGGGAGGGAACGACAUAGGCAGGUUUGGUAGCGAGCAGCUUCUGCGUCGCUACAUGGAGGCUCUUCGAAGAGUUACGUCCAAAGGCGGGGUUCCUGUGGUUCUGUCAAGGCGGCGGGUUGGUGGCAUUUGGCUGGGGCUAUUGCAUUAAACUGCAGGUUGGCAGAUUAUUGCAAAGCCAAUGGAUGGACAUUUGUCGACGCCUGGGACCGUUUCUUUGGCAAGGACCACCUAUACCAGAGGGACGGGGUUCACCUUUCACAGGAGGGGGUACAGAUCUUGUCUGAUGCCCCUGAACAUGGAUUGGGGGCCCUGCAGGGUUUUUAGGGUAAGUAAGAAGGGGCCUAAGAUGGCAAUACCAAGUGGGAGCACUAAAUGUAGUAAUAAUAAUAGCGGCUGCAGGGUAAGGCAAGGGGUAGGUAUAAAUGUGUACUAUACAAACAGUAGAAGUAUUAGGAAUAAGAUAGACUUAUUGAGGGGAAAGGCGUGCGUAGAGAAAUUUGAUAUGAUAGCGAUCACAGUCAUGGAUACACACUGCAGACAGACACUUUCUCCCAGAAUUAGAGAUUGAUGGGUAUAAGUUAUUCUACCAAGAUCGAAUAAGGAAGGGGGGUGGGGUCGCACUCUUCGUCAGGGACAAGUUGCCAACCCCUUUUAUAGGAAAUUAGUAGGGCGUCAAGAUAUAGAAAUGUGUGUGUAAUUGGGGAUUUCAAUUAUAGGAACAUUGAGUGGGAUACUUUAUCCGGAGACCAAGAGGCGCAGGAUUUGUUAGAUGUGAUACAAGAUAGUUUCCUUAAACAGUUAAAUAGAGCACCAACGAGGGAAGAAAAUAUUUUGGAUUUGUUGUUAAUAGAGAGGACAUAAUAAGCAACAUUAAGGUUGGGGAUUCAUUAGGAAACAGUGACCAUAAGGAAAUUAGAUUUAAUAUUAAAUGGGAGGAUAGAGUCAGCAGUAACAACACAUAAAUAUCUGACUUCAGGAAGGCGGACUACGAGGGAUUAAGAAAGCAGCUGCAAAGGAUUAUGGGAGUGAGAUCAGAAGUAGGUCAGGACUCAGAGCAGGGAGGGGCGUUAAUCUCUGGUGAGGUCACUAGUCAGGUCAGUAGCCUGGAGGGUGAGUUCAAUAGUCUGGUCAGGGAGAUUAAACUAAGGCAGAAACAGUUAUACCUCACAGGGAAGUCAGGUCAACAGGUAAUUACCCGCGAUAGAUGACAGAAAGGCUUAAAACUGAAAUAGGAAGGAAAAGAGGACUAUAUGUUAGAAUCAAAUAGGGGGAAACUCACCUAAGGGAUAGUUACAACGAUUUAGCUAAAACAGUAAAGAAGAACACACGUAUGGCAAACGUAAUUAUGAGAUUAGAAUUGCCAGGGAAGCAAAGACCAAUCCAAAGGGCUUCUUUUAGCUUUAUAAGACCAAGGUUAGGGAUAAGUUAGGGCCGCAUAAGUCAGGAGAAUCACUGAUUGAUAGAGAUGAGGAAAUGAGCGAGGCGUUAAAUAGAUAUUUCUUAACUGUAUUUACCAAAGAAAGAUUAGAUUAUAUACCUCAGGGAGAACAGAUCUGUAGGGGAGAAGAGGUAGAAGGAUUAACCGGCAUCAACAUAAGUAGGGAGCUUGUGAUUAGACAGAUAGAUAGACUUAAAGUCACUAAGGCGCCAGGGCCAGAUGAACUUUUCCCCAGGGUAAUAAAGGAAUGUGAAACUGAAAUAAGUGGGCAGUUAACAGAAGUAUUUAGGAAGUCACUAGACACAGGGGUGGUGCCUGUUUCAUGGAGGCAGGCACACGUUAUUCCAAUAUUUAAGAAGGGUGACAAAUCUUCUAUGGAGAACUAUAGGCCGAUUAGUUUGACGUCAGUUAUAGGUAAAAUGAUUGAGUCAAUAAUAACUGAUAGUAUUAGGGACCAUAUUGACAGACAUAAUUUAAUUCACGACUCACAGCAUGGGUUUAUUAAAGGAAAGUCGUGCCUCACUAAUCUUUUAUCCUUUUACAAUAGAGUAUAUACGAGUCAGCUGACAAUGAUGAAAGCUAUGACGUAGUUUAUCUUGAUUUUAGUAAGGCCUUCGAUAAGGUACCUCACCAGAGACUGUUAAAUAAAGUCAGGACUCAUGGGAUAAGAGGGAAGAUAUUUUCCUCGUCCAUGUAGCUAUCCAGUCUACUCUUAAAACAAGCUAUCGUCCCUGCACUAACUAUGUGAUUGCCGAGUCUAUUCCAUUCCCCCACCACCCUAUUACUAAACCAAUGCUUGCCUAUAUCUCUCCUAAAUCUAUACUUUUCUAAUUUAAAUCCAUAACUGCGAGUUCUAUCCUGCUGGAUGAUUCUCAGUACUUUACUUAUAUCGCCUUUGUUGUAACCCUUGACCCAUUUGAAUUUUUCUAUCAGAUCUCCCCGCACUCUUCGUCUUUCUAGUGAAUGUAAGUUUAGAUGUUUCAGCCUAUUUUGAUAUGGGAGGUUCCUCAGCCCCUGAAUCAUCUUGGUCAUCCUCCUCUGAACUGAUUCUAGCAAGUUAAUGUCCAUUCUGUAGUGUGGGCACCAAAACUGGACAGCAUAAUCUAAGUAUGGCCUAACUAACCCUAAAUAGAGUCUGAGGAUGACCUCUGCACUCCUGUUGGUUACCGUCCUGUUAAUAAAGCCUAAUACCCUGUUAGCCCUAUUCCUCGCACUAAUACAUUGCUUCCUUAGUUUUAGGUCAGAGUUCACUAACACUCCCAAAUCCCUUUCACACUCAGACCUGCCUAUCGCUGUGGAGUCUCAACUAUACUCGUGUAAUGGGUUGCGUGUUCCUACACUAAGUACGCUACACUGCCAUACUGACAUCUCGUUUUCUGUGCAACACUACGCUAAAACGCCCUAAAGGCUGUGGAUUUAUUAUUUAUUAAUAACCUAACACAUACAAUUGGUCAUAGUGGGUCAUGCAUCCCAUACAUAGCUCAGCGUUGGCAGUAAUAACGAAUCUGAUUUGAAAUAGCGCGCGUUCCCGCCUUCUAGUGUUCCCGCCUGACUUGUGACUACUCCAGCUCUCUCAAUCAAAAUGGCGGGGACUCCCGCGGCAUUUUUCCACAGGCCACUGCCUGACUAAUGAAAUCAUGACAGUGUCUGUUAUGUUUAUUAUACUUGUUGCUUUUUAAGUGUUGUUGAAUACACAUGUGUUUUGGAAGUACUUUUUUUAUAUCAUUUCACCCACUAUAUAAUUGUGGCCUCUCGUCUUCCUUUUAAAGUCCCAAAUGCUUCGUCUACUCAUGCAGUGCCUCGAGAACCAUCUCCAUAAGCUCUAGCCACUCCGCAAGGAUUACUGCAUCAUCGUUAAAACAAGGUCAGUGACCUUGACUUUAACAACAUGUGCUCCACAAUUACUGUGAUCCACACGUCCAUGCAAGUGUUGAAAAGUGACGGGGCAAGGACACUGUCCUGCCUCACUCCCUGGUUCACGGGAAAGAAGCUGGACACGAACAGCGGGCGUGUUCCAAGAAUCAUUGAUGCAUCACUAUCAGUAAUGGCUGGGCAAGUGGUGGGAAGUCCUCUGCGGCUAUGUGUGGGGGGUAUGAAUUUGCCUGCACCAGCCAGCACAGGCAAAUGAGACCGGCUCCUUGUCCAAGAAAAAAAGCGGAGGCAACCUUUACACAAGGCAGGAAAGCAAACAGAGAUGGACAGGCAGACACAGAGAAGUAGGCCGGCAGACAUUUAUACAAGAAAUUAUAGAGGUAGGUAGGUGGGUGGAUAAGUAAGGGCAGGCAAACUGGCAGACAGGCAAACACUACUUCUACGAUUACUACUAUGCGACUAUUUCUUCUUCCACCACUUUAAAAAUAUUAAUAACAGAGAUGGAGGCGAGCGCUGAUCCUAAACCAUGUGACAUCGAGAGGGAUGGACCCCAAGACCCCAUGCUGAGGCCUACGGUGGUACAGGUGGUGCUGAUCAUCCUGUCGUCCCUGGCUAUGCAGCAGUUCGGCAUAGCCUACACAUGGCCCAACGCCCUGGCUGGUGAUCUCCAGACUGACAGCUCCACGCUCCUCGGACACCAACUCUCCAUCACCCCUGUCGGCCUGGACCUCGUCGGCAGCCUGCUGUUCGCCGGCUUCUCUCUGGGCACCCUCCCGGCUAGCUGGCUGGUGGCAAGGUUCGGCCGCCGGAAGUGUUUCAUCGCCUCAGUCCUGCCCACUUUCUUCGGCUGGGCAUUCACCGCCUUCGCUGACAAAGAUAUCUUCAUCUUCAUCGGCAGGUUCGUCAGCGGCCUAGGUCACGUGAUGAUGAUGCAGACUUCGAAGAUCUACGUGGCAGAGAUCUCCAACACCAGCAUCCGCGGCAUGGCGUCCACCUAUUUAGAGAUGAUGCGCUGGAUGAAGCUAACGGGCUUCUUGGUGGUGGCAGCGGUAGCCAUUAAAGUACCCUGGUACAUCAUUGCGUGCGCCAUGGCAGUGCUGACGCUGGUGUACGGUGGCGCCACGCUGGCCGUGCCCGAGAGCCCCAACUUCCUCGCCGUACAGGGCAGGUAUGAAGAGGCUCGCCGAAUCCUCCGGCGGCUCAGAGGUCCAAGAGCGGACGUGGACGCGGAGUUGACCCUCCUGAGGCUCCUGAACCAGCGGCGUGACGGAGCCUCAGGGUUCGCGGCCAUUUUCAAGUGGGACGUGCUGAAGCAAAUGGCGGCGCUAAUUCUGCUGGGCACGCUCCGGAGCAUGUGUGGCGUCGAAACGAUCACCGUGCACUGCACACGCAUGCUGCUGGACACCGGCGUCUCCCUGGACCACACCCUGGGAACCCUGGUAGUCAACUCAGCUUACGUGUUUGGGGGCCUCUGCCUCACCCAGCUGGUGGACCGCCUGGGCCGACGCUGGUCUAUGGUGGUAUCCCUCACCAUCGUGGUGGCGGGCAACGCAGUGCUGGGCUGCUACUGUUACUUUUUCCAGGUGCUCCCCCAGCCCAGCCUGGAUAUCAAGCUCUUGUCUCCGCUGGACGACAACACGACUGUUCCCUACAUCGCGGGGGUGAGAGCUAUUGGUGACGUGGAUCGGCUGUUUCCACUGUUGUGCUUCCUGGUCGUCGCCUUCGGGGUCGGUCUGGGCAUUGCCAACGUUCCUCUAGUGUUGGCGCUCGAGUACUUCCCGACCAGCAUCCGGGCUGAGGGCUUUGGUUUAUGCCUGACGUGGAUGUCCGCGUGCAGCGUGGUCAUGCUACAGCUGUACAGCGUGCUGGUGGACGCCCUCACGAUCACAGGCCUAUACUGGUUCUUUGCCCUUGCCGCCGCAGCAGCGUUGGUGCACACACUGUGCUUCAUACGAGAGACCAACAAGUGCAACAUUGGCUGAGGAGAGAGAGAGAGAG
Eriocheir sinensis (Chinese mitten crab) is the source of this 5875-nucleotide messenger RNA. Its product is annotated as facilitated trehalose transporter Tret1-like. The record is from RefSeq and is a predicted model, not a curated record. The transcript has 7 exons. Bases 4378 to 5859 code for a protein of 493 amino acids. Gene Ontology annotation, cellular component: membrane. Lineage: Eukaryota; Metazoa; Arthropoda; Malacostraca; Decapoda; Varunidae. Gene Ontology annotation, biological process: transmembrane transport. Gene Ontology annotation, molecular function: transmembrane transporter activity.